Eupeodes corollae is the source of this 9171-nucleotide messenger RNA. Its product is annotated as protein kinase C, brain isozyme. Gene Ontology annotation, biological process: protein phosphorylation. The coding region runs from base 2425 to 4467 and encodes 680 amino acids. Gene Ontology annotation, molecular function: zinc ion binding; ATP binding; diacylglycerol-dependent serine/threonine kinase activity. The transcript is spliced from 16 exons. Lineage: Eukaryota; Metazoa; Arthropoda; Insecta; Diptera; Syrphidae. The record is from RefSeq and is a predicted model, not a curated record.
AUUGAGUCUCCACUCACAUCCGAUUAUAAAUAAUAUUAAAAUCGACGCGCGUACCGCGUAUCUACUGUUACUAUACCUACCUACUCAGAUUCCUUGUUUUCCACGUUAAUCUUUUAGAUAUAAAACAAAAAUAAAUAAAAUAUAAAAUUCAACCAAAGUAAGAAAAAAUAAAUUAAAUGUAUUUUGUCGCGACUCGGUGUCUGCCUUCACAAGAUAUAAUCUUGAGUCUUUUUCUUUUUGUUUUUUUUUUUUGAAUUGUGUGUAUUGAUUCGGCUUUAUAGUUUUUCAUAAACGAGAGAAGAAAAAGAAGCAAAAACAACAUACGAAACAUAGCAAAAAAAUAUUAUGGCCCGGAAAAUUAAUUGCGCAAACAAAAGUGAAAUACGAAAAUGAAUGGGAACAUCUGUUCUAUGGUUUGGGGGUAGUCUAUGUCUUCGUCUUUGUCGUCGUGGAAGUUGUAGCCGUAGUCGUCGGUGUGGAAGUUGGUCGUAUUUGUAGAGGGGUAGAAUGAAUGCAUUCUAAGAAUUUAAAGAUUCUUGUUUUGUAUCUACGUAACUUUUCCGCGUAUUUGAAUAUAAGAGAAAGCAAAUUAGAAAAAUGUGCCAUUUUCUUGCAAUCCAGUACACAUUUUUAACCAACUCAAUCGCCUGCGACAUUUUUACUAUCCAUAAAAUGCAAAGAAAUUCAAACAAAAAGAACAACCAACAGACCGAAUGAAAAUGUGUAAGAAAAUUAUAUAAAAACAGAAUCCAAAUCUAUAGUAAAAAAUCAUUCCGCUCGAAAAAAAAGAAGAAAAACCCAGAAAAUACACAAAGGAAGAAACCAAGAACACAGAAGAAAAGCUCACUAUUUACCCCCAAAUCAAUGCAAAGGGGGUUGAUUCUGCGAUGGCGCGCUCGUUUAGUUUGAACUUUCGCUCUGCUCUCAUUUGAGGUCAUCCGCAGAGCAUACCUACUAUUGAAAGAUAGACUAUCGUUAGAGGCAGAAGCGCUCCAGAAGCCCCAUAAGCGCGCACCAUCUCAGUACGAUGGUUGUUGUACUCGAAUUCGUCUUCGUAUCUAUUUACAACGAAUGAGAAGAAGCGUUUCAUUUUCAAAAUUGUCUCGCCGGGCUUUUCCGUGUUCCGUGUCGUUUGUGAGUUCUAUUAUACUUUCAUCCACUAAAGCCACAACUUUGGCAUGGUUUAGUUUUGCUAGGUAGUGUGUUUUAAAUUUUCCCGCCUCAUGAUGAUGAUGUUGAUUUCGAUUUCAAAAUACUAAACUGCUACUGGGGCACUGAUGUCAGAGGCAGUGGCAACGGCAACGGCAGCAACAGAGACAUAACUUCGAAAACGAAAACUUACCCCUAUAUUUAUAUAAAUGAGCAAAAAAGAGAGCAAAUCGGCAACCUAUACAGCAGGGUCCGUGAAAAAGGUUUUUCACUCCGUUUCGGUUUGUUGAGCGUGUCGGUCGACGACGCGAAAAUUUACGCAACCAGCAUAGUUAUAAAGUUUUGGAUUUAAAAGAAAAAAAAAUUACAAAUUGAUCCCGAGUGUUGCAUAGAAAAAAAAGCUAAUUUCUAAACCUAGGAACGAUAGAUAGAAAGAUAGAUAUUGUAUCUGUUGCAUAUUUUGAGAAAGUUUCGGUCUGUCAUCGUUUUGUUUUUUUGAAAAAUAAAAAGAAAAAUACAUAGUUUUGGAAAGUUUUGUUGGUGUAGUUUUGAAGAGAGAAGACGGUAGAAGAAAAAGCUUGCAAAUCAUAAAAUUUUAAAAUAUUUUAGCUCCUUUCGAAGAGCUGUGUGUGCAUUUGAAGUACUCGUAUAUAUAAUAUAUUUUAUACCCUGUGCAUCGUUCGAUAUUCGUUUUGAUACAAUACUAAAUAUACCUUCACAAAGUGUAAAACUUACCCUCUCACCACCUGCGUUGUCUUGUCUCACCGUCACUCGUUCAUCGUCGUCGUCGUACAUAAAUCGUAUCGAACGCAACAACCUGUCGCACACUGGUCAUCCAUCGCAUUGUUCAUAUAAUAAUUGCGGUUGCUUCGUUUCUGCACCUGGAUUUUAACGAUUUUUCUUCGUAACAUAUUUUUUGUUUUGAAAUUCAACAAAAGAAAUUAAAACAACAACAAAAAAAAUCACAAAAGAAAUAGUAUCUUUAGUACAGGCAAGUUUGUAGCGAGUUUUGUGCGAGAGUGUGUUUUGGGAAAUUUUAAUAAAAAAGGAAAUACAAGUUUUCUUUUGUGCGCCUCGUUCUUAUGCAUUUAUGAUUAUUUAUGAAAAAUUAAAAUAAAAGGUUUAAGUGUUUAGCUAAAAAUAAAUUUAAAAAAAAAAAUUAAAAGUCAAGUUCACUAUAUUGUGCGUAAUUUAUAAAUCUAGUUGUGUGCUAUAUUUAUAUAAAGUUAUAUCUUUCUACGAGAAUUUAAGCAGCAAAACAAAACAAAAUUAAAAAUGUCGUCGUCGAUUGAAAAUGAUAACAAUAUCGAAAGGAUGAAGGAGGAUGGUGCCAGCGGUGGAGCUGAGAAUACGAUGAAAAAUCGUCUCAGGAAGGGUGCCCUCAAGAAGAAGAAUGUCUUCAAUGUUAAGGAUCAUUGCUUUAUACCGAGAUUCUUUAAGCAGCCGACCUUCUGUUCGCAUUGCAAGGAUUUUAUAUGGGGUUUCGGCAAACAAGGAUUCCAGUGUCAAGUUUGUUCUUUUGUUGUGCACAAACGCUGUCAUGAAUAUGUUACAUUCGUAUGUCCUGGCAAAGAUAAAGGAAUCGAUUCCGAUUCACCAAAAACUCUACACCAUUUCGAACCAUUCACUUAUGCAGGACCCACAUUUUGUGACCACUGUGGCUCACUGCUGUAUGGUAUUUAUCAUCAGGGGCUUAAAUGUUCAGCAUGUGACAUGAACGUCCAUGCAAGAUGUAAGGAAAACGUACCAAGUUUAUGUGGAUGUGAUCACACAGAACGACGAGGGAGAAUUUUUCUACAGCUACACGUUAAAGGAAACACAUUAACAGUUGAGAUUAACGAAGGUGCUAACCUCAUUCCCAUGGAUCCAAAUGGCUUAAGUGACCCAUAUGUCAAAGUCAAACUUAUUCCGGAUGAACAUGAGAAAUCAAAGAAAAAAACACGGACCAUUAAAGCUUGUUUAAAUCCCGUGUGGCAUGAAACUAUCACCUAUGAACUUAAACCAGAAGACAAAGAUCGUCGUGUUCUUAUUGAGGUUUGGGAUUGGGAUAGAACAUCUAGGAAUGAUUUUAUGGGCUCGUUAUCCUUUGGCAUAUCAGAAGUUAUAAAGAAUCCCGCAAAUGGAUGGUUUAAAUUGCUCACACAGGAAGAAGGUGAAUUCUAUAAUGUUCCUUGUGCCGAUGCCACACAAGACUUGAUCAAACUCAAGAGCCAAAUGAGGAGAGCAUCACAAAAGAAGCCUCUUGUCAUGCGAAGUGAUACAAAUCCCACACAUAUUGCAUCUAAACGUGACAUGAUUCGAGCCUCGGAUUUCAAUUUUAUCAAAGUCUUGGGCAAAGGAUCUUUUGGAAAGGUUAUGCUUGCUGAACGAAAAGGAACAGAAGAAUUAUAUGCAAUUAAGAUUUUGAAAAAAGAUGUUAUAAUUCAGGACGAUGAUGUUGAGUGUACGAUGAUUGAGAAGCGCGUCCUGGCGUUGGGUGAAAAGCCGCCAUUCCUUGUACAGCUGCAUUCGUGCUUCCAAACUAUGGAUCGGCUAUUCUUUGUUAUGGAAUAUGUGAAUGGAGGUGAUUUGAUGUUUCAGAUUCAACAAUUUGGAAAAUUCAAGGAACCAGUUGCUGUAUUCUAUGCUGCAGAAAUCGCCGCAGGAUUGUUCUUUUUACACACAAAAGGGAUUUUGUAUCGUGAUUUAAAGUUGGACAAUGUCCUUUUGGACGCAGAUGGACAUGUCAAAAUCGCUGACUUCGGUAUGUGCAAAGAGGGUAUUGCUGGAGAUAAAACAACAAAGACGUUUUGUGGUACACCGGACUAUAUUGCCCCUGAGAUAAUCCUUUAUCAGCCCUAUGGCAAGUCAGUGGAUUGGUGGGCUUAUGGUGUAUUACUGUACGAGAUGCUUGUGGGGCAACCUCCAUUCGAUGGUGAAGACGAAGAGGAAUUGUUUGCUGCAAUUACAGACCAUAAUGUUUCGUAUCCUAAAAGCUUGAGCAAAGAAGCAAAAGAAGCUUGCAAAGGGUUCCUAACAAAACAGCCAUCAAAGCGACUUGGUUGUGGCUCAACUGGCGAAGAAGAUGUUCGUUUACAUCCAUUUUUCCGACGCAUAGAUUGGGAGAAAAUUGAAAAUCGUGAAGUACAACCACCGUUCAAACCAAAGAUCAAACAUCGCAAAGAUGUAUCAAAUUUCGAUAAGCAAUUUACAUCAGAGAAGACAGACUUAACACCAACUGACAAAGUAUUUAUGAUGAAUUUGGAUCAAACUGAAUUUGUUGGUUUCUCAUAUCUAAAUCCUGAAUAUGUGGCAACAGUAGCACGAGAAUGCAAUUAGGAUGACCAAAUAACGGAUUAAUUUACGUACGGUCAAUAUUAAGUACGUUUAUUCACGAAAACAAAAAUCAUUCCUUUAUUAUUAAAAAAAAAACAAAAAAUACUAUUAUCAAGAAAAAAUAAAUUUUAUUAUAAUUAUUAAAUGUUAUUUAUUUAAGUUUAAAAAGUGUUUAAUGAAUUAUUACAUUUUUUUUCUAAACUGUUAAAAUUUAUUAAAACACAUUUAUAUAAAAAAAAAGAUUAUAUGAAAGUUUAUGGGAAAACAAAACACUUAAUGAAGCAUGAUAUUAACAAUUUAAAACAAAAAAAUAAUAAAAAGGAUAUUAAACUUUAUCGUUUUCAUAAUAAUAAAAGAACGUCCUUGGUAUAAUUCGAAAAAAAAUGAAUAUAAAAAAUAUUAUUUACAUAAAUAUAUAAGAAUGCAUUUAAAUAAAAUAAAAUAUAGAACAAUUUUAAACAAAUACCUACAAACAAGAAAAAAAGAAAUUUAAGAAAAAAAGUUGAUAAAUUGUAAUUUUUUAGAAUAAAAACAAAACAAUAAAAGAUAACGUGAAACGCAUGAGAUAAAAUAAUGUAUUUAUAUAAUCCUUAUUACUUUAUAGCACAAUAAACAUAAUUUAAAUCGAUACAGAAGCAUCCACAAAAAAUGAUAAAAUUCAAUAGAUAACAUUUAAUCAUACAUAUAAUAAAAAACUGUCUUUGCAAAGAAAGAAAAUUGAUGCAUUUCAACAUAACCGAUUUCAAUGAAACAAACUCACAAACUCGAUAAUAAAAAAUAUUGAAAAAUUGUCUUUGGCAAUGAUUAUGGAAAAUACUAGUUCAAGUAGGAAACGCUAUAUCUUAAUGGAUUCUUUAAAUGAAUAUAUUAGCAAAUCACGUAAUUUAAAAAUGUGCUGAACUGUAAAACUUUAGAUAAUUUUUUAAAAUAAUAUAUCUUUCUUUUUGAUUAUCAAAAAAUGAUCUUUUUUCUUGAAUCUACGCACUGAAAAAGUGUUAAUUUUUUUAAGAUGUAAUGCUUUCAAAAAUUAAAAAACCUUAAAAUAUACAGUUCUUAAAAGUUUCGAAGUUUUUCAAAACAGACGAUGUUCUCAUUUAGGCUUUUUAUUGAGACGACUCAAAGAAAGCUAUCAUACGAGUCUUAAAACUGCACUUUUUAUUCCUUUUCGAUUGGUUUUGUGGAACAUUAAUUCCACAACAUGUUAUUAUGCUGACUUGGAUUUCUAAAAUCUGAUUUGGAAAAAGUGUAAUCCCUUUUUAAAAAAAUUGUUGUUUUUUUCCAAUACACAUAACACCUCUUAUUUUUGAGGAGAAUUUCAUUCCCACUCAAAAUUUGACCGACCUGUAAUUGUAGUAAACUUUUUAAACUGUCACAUUUCUAUCAGAAGACACUGACAGAAAAACAUAGAUAGUUUGAAGUUCCAUUUUUAUUUUAAAAUCCGAAAAUGGUUCUGAAAAGUAGAGAUAUUUUUAGCAUUAAAAUGAGAAUCUAAAGCAGAAACACUCACAAAUUUGAAUAUUACUUAAACGUCAAACUUGACACUUAUCAUAUUUCUAUCGGACUACUGGUGCGAAGUGAUUUUUGUUUUCAACUUUAAUUUUUAUUUUUAAAUGAAUACCAUGAAACGUUAUUUUCAAAGCUGGAGAAUACAAAAAAAAACAUCAGCGAGAGAUUUCGAGUUGUCAAAUAAAACCGGCAUUAAUUAAGAGUAAAAUUUUUGACAGCUGGCCAAUCAGAGACCAGAAACUUGCCUUAUUUUCAAAUCCCCUAAUGGCUGAAACACAAACACGCUUCAGCUUCGGCUUCGCCUGACGUUUACGAGUUCAGCAAUAGGAAUUCAAUGGCUGCGUUCAAUCUCAGACAGAUAGGGUAUCCGAAUACCUUUUUGUUAGAGUUUUACUUGUAAAAUAACAGCUGAUCAAAAACAGCUGAGAUGUCAAAAAAGUAAUCCAAAAGUAUCCAAGAAUUUGAGAAGUAUGUAAGUAUCUGACAGAACAGCUGAUUCAACACAUGGUUGAAUUUCAAGAAACGAAAAGAUAAACAAAAUGUUAAUUGAUGUUGUAUUUGAGAAUGUUCUGUACAUAAUAGACGAUGAACAAGCUAUUUGCCUCCGAAUUUUAGAGGGCAAUUAUGAUCCAUUUUUUUAAACUUAAAUGUUUCAUCUUACAACAAUUUUGACUUCGAAGUUUAAAUGUUUCUUCGCUUUUUGUGAACAGCUGAAAGUUGUUUUUAUUUUUUGACAGCUAUCUCAAUACAGCUAUCCAACUCAUUCAACAAGGUAUCUAAAAAUCCACCUAAGAUACUCUAUCCAACACGAGAUUUAACGCACGCUAUCACAAUGAAGCUUCGACCUCACGUUUCAUUUGACAAUCGUAAGGAAAAGAACGUAAUGUGACUCCAAACGGAAGCACUAAUUCAAAUUUGCUGAACAUUUGCUUUGUCUGACAGCUCAGCAGCUGUAAAAAAAGUAAACAAACAAAAUAUGUACUUUGGUUAUUAUAGGCUGUGUAAGCUACAACCGCGAUAGAUUCAAUUUUUUCGAUUUCAAAAUUUAUAUUUUUUUUAUUUUAAGAAAAAGUAACAGCUGCUAAUGACAGAAGCGCCAUUUUAGAAAUGUCAUUUUGGAAGUGUCAAUUAAAGCAACCUCAAAGCAGGCCCCAUGUAACACAGACGAAGCCGAAGCUGAAGAGUGUUUGUGUUUCAGCCAUAAGUCUCUUAAAAUCGCAUAAUGGUAGAAUAUUUCUUUUUUUCUUGGUAGAUCAAUUUAAAUAAAAUACAAAUAUUUUGAACACGAAAAUUUCACAAAUACACAACAAAUUCCAGAAAUUUAGAGUAAGGAGGUUUUUUAAAGGCCCGAAAUUAUAAUAUCUAUAAAAACAAAAUUCACAUAAUUUUAAUGACGAUGACCACUUUAAAGAUCGAACAGAAGGAAUAACAUUUCUAGAUCGUUAAAAUUAAGACACAAAAUUGAGAGUUGAUAAAUGAUGGCAAUUGAAAAUUGUUCAAUUGGACUAUUUUUUUCGUAUUUCCUCAGAUUGUAAGAGGCAUGUUUUGAUCCUUUUCAGCUUAAUUUCACUGCUAUUUUUCAUGCCAAAACCAUUGAAAUUUAUAUCGUGUUUACUUAUUUCUUUAGUUUUUUAAUGUUUCUUAUCUUCUGAACUUAAAUGAAAAGAACUAUUUGAUUUUUAGCAAGAAAUUGUAUCUUUUAAAUUAUAUCUUAUUUUAUGUUUUGUAUCUUCAUGUUUACGAAGUCUCUUUUCCAGAUAAUUUUUGUCCAUAUUAUCAUUUGUCUGUUAUUUAAAUCUACUAUGUGAUACUUUAAACAAUAUAAAAAUCUUUUUUAAGCUUAAAAUUUUUGAAAAUAAAAAAGAUUUUUGCUAACAAAAAUGACAAGAACAAAUUAAAACUUAUAUUGAAAAAAAAAUUCUUGUAAAUAAAAACAAAAAAAGAACAUAAUUUAUCUAUUAAAAAAAUUAAAACAAACAAAAUAUUUAAAGUUCAACAUUUUAUAUUAUUCUUAAUAAUUAAAUUAUAAAUAAUAAAUACAAACAAAUAUAAAAAUAGUUAAUUUAAAACGUUUAAAUUAGUAAUGACAGCCCCGACAUUACAAAAUAAAACGUUAUUAUAAAAACCAUUAUUUAUGACAUUUUAUAAAAAAAACAAAAAAUUAAAACUGUAAGAAAAGGAAACAGAUAUUUAAUAAAAUAAAAAAAUUAAUUUAAUUUAAAAAAGAAAAAAAACAAAAGCAAUUUUAUUUAAUAGAUUUAGUAAAAUAUUGAAUUUGAAAGAAAGAGUCUCAAUGUACCGUAUAUAAUAUACCAUUUAAUUCAAAGUGGCAACAAAUUCACACAAAUGAAUUUUGUCACUUUUUCUUAAAUUAAUUAAAAACAAAAUAUACAAAAACUUAAAAAAAAUAUAUAUAUAUAAUAUUAACUUAACAUUCGAAUCCCGACUAAAUAUUUAGCUACUUCGAUGAUUAUAGGCUUUAUAAUAAUUAUAAUAAUGACCAGAAAAUUAAAAUAUAUAAAGACAAAACCAAAUUAACCAAAGAAUAAAUUUAAGUUUUUUGAAGACAAUCUAUCCUAAGGACAUAAUAUCUACAUUAAGUAGGUAACAGAUAUAUGUAUAGAUGUUAAAAUGUGUAGUUAAAUUAUAAGAAUAAAAACAUUACCAGAAAUAUCAUUUUCGGGUAAAAAUAUUUGAAAAUUUGAAAACAAAAACUAUACAUCUCAAAUUCUCGAUCUCAAACCAUAUUACAAUUCGAAUUCUGUCAAAAAGUUUUGACUCAUUUUUAAAUCACAUAAAACGUGUAUAUUUUCAAAGCACUGUAUCAUGCUCCAAUUUCACAAUUUCCUCAAAGAAACAAAACAAAAAUUGAUCUUAUAACUUGUAUCUAUAAAUCAAAAAUGGUUCAUAAUAUGACAUGGACACGGGAUAGCCAAUAUUGAAAUAGAUUCACAGAAAAUUUUGAAAAUCUUAACUAUUUCUGGAGCACCUGAAGAACGAAAUGAAGAAAAUAUCAGUAAAAAAUCAACUAAAAAUGUUCGUAAAAUUCAUGAAAUGACGCUUGAUUUUUUAAACGAAUGUAUCAGCAAAUAUCUAUAAAAUACAAAACUAUCUACAUAAUACAUGUAAGUUAAACAGAUGCCUCAUCCUUAAAUUCUUUAAAACAACUUGUACUAUAUUAAAAUAAAUCUAUAAACAAAA